Molecule: messenger RNA, 549 nt
Organism: Mangifera indica (mango)
Lineage: Eukaryota; Viridiplantae; Streptophyta; Magnoliopsida; Sapindales; Anacardiaceae
Product: 40S ribosomal protein S27-2
Exons: 4
Coding region: 134-394 (86 amino acids)
Biological process (GO): ribosomal small subunit assembly; translation
Cellular component (GO): ribosome; cytosolic small ribosomal subunit
Molecular function (GO): RNA binding; structural constituent of ribosome
Source: RefSeq, a predicted model, not a curated record
UAAGCAACGGUUAAGAUCUAAUGCUUAACAUCUAACGGCCUAGAACGCCUCAUUUACUCUAUAUAUAAUCAGUCAUCCUAUUUCUCAUGUUUCCCUCUGUCCGCUGCUAGGGUUUUCUGUAGCAUUAGCAAAGAUGGUCUUACAAAACGAUAUUGACUUGUUAAACCCGCCGGCAGAGCUUGAGAAGAGGAAGCACAAGCUCAAACGUCUUGUUCAGUCACCCAACUCCUUCUUUAUGGAUGUGAAAUGUCAAGGUUGUUUUAACAUAACAACAGUUUUCAGCCACUCUCAAACAGUAGUGGUGUGUGGCAACUGCCAGACAGUUCUAUGCCAGCCCACCGGUGGCCGUGCUAGACUCACUGAGGGAUGCUCCUUUAGGAAAAAGGGUGAUUGAGUUGUACUCAAUGAUGCAACAAUUUCAUCAUCUUUUUGUUUGAUGUCUUGACAAUAGCAUAACCUUAUGUGUUAAAAUUUAUGCUAAUUGUAGUGGAUUCUUUUCCAUGCUUGAAAGAUUAUAUAAAGUUUCAUAAGUAAACGUUCUUGCUAGCA